GUCGUGUCCAGUAUCCCGUGUAAAGGAAAGAUCGCAUACUUUGAGGAAGGCCUCCUGACGAAAGGCACCGACCAAAUGUAUAACUCACUGCGCAUUUGCAUCGAAGAUCAUCAGAAAAUCUUACGGUUUGUCACUCAUCUGCAGAACACAAUGAGUCCCAUGGCAAUAAUCCAAUUCGGAGUCAGUGUUUUAGGCAUAUGCUUUGCAUUAUUUCAAGCAACAUAUAGCAAGGACUUCAGCUCAGCACUGAAGUGUACAUCUUUUCUUCCCAUUCCGUGUACACAAGUCUACCUCUACUGCUGGGCAGCUAACGAGGUAACUAUACAAGCGGAGGCAGUAUCACUGGCUGCCUACAGCUCCUCAUGGGUGGAGACCAGUCCCCGUUUCAAGCUCGCCUUGAGGAUUCUCGUCAGUCGUGCCCAAAAGCCGUUGAUUCUCACCGCUGGGUAUCUGUACCGCAUCGACAAAGAAGCCUUUCUUUCGCUUGUGAAUGCUUCAUAUUCUUACUAUGCUUUACUGAGCCAAACAACCAGCCGGUAAACCCAAAGCAUGCCCAGAAAUCUCGACUACAGUGUUUUUUGAUAAUGAAAUUCAG
Schistocerca nitens (vagrant locust) is the source of this 595-nucleotide messenger RNA. Its product is annotated as odorant receptor Or2-like. The coding region runs from base 76 to 540 and encodes 154 amino acids. Gene Ontology annotation, biological process: detection of chemical stimulus involved in sensory perception of smell; sensory perception of smell. Gene Ontology annotation, cellular component: plasma membrane. Gene Ontology annotation, molecular function: odorant binding; olfactory receptor activity. The transcript is spliced from 5 exons. The record is from RefSeq and is a predicted model, not a curated record. NCBI's taxonomy places the organism in Eukaryota, Metazoa, Arthropoda, Insecta, Orthoptera, Acrididae.